GCAAAUGGGCCCCCUGUCAAUUUUGCACCAUUUGUUAAUUGUCACUUUCCUAACUUCAAAAAAAAAAACAUUCUUUAUCAGACUUACAUUUUCAUAAAUCAUAUUCAUCUCUCAGUCAGAAACACCUUUUAUCUCCUCAAGGUAGCUUUCAAGGAGGAAAAAGGGAAUUAAACUAUGGGCUUUUUUAAACUUUUCAUGUUUGCGUUAAUCUUAGUAUCUUCAUUAAGAGCUUGCAUAAGUAUCGAUGAUGAUAAUGAUGAUGUUUUAGGACUAAUAGCAUUCAAAGCAGACAUUAUUGACACAUUAUCUCAUUUAUCAUCAUGGAAUCAAGAUGAUAGCUCUCCAUGUUCUUGGAAGUUCAUAGCAUGUAAUCCUGCAACCGGAAGAGUCACGGAGCUGUUGUUAAGUGGGUUAAAUUUGUCGGGAAAGAUCGGUAUAGGACUUGAAAAGCUACAAUAUUUGCAGGUAUUAAAUCUUGCUCAUAACAAUCUUACAGGCACCCUUAAUCCUCAACUAUCACUCCUUAGUAAUCUUGAAAAUCUUAAUGUUUCUCAUAAUAGUCUUUCUGGUGGCAUCCCACCAUCUUUAAUCAGCUUGAGUCGAAUCAAGUUUCUUGAUUUAUCUAAAAAUGCGUUAUCUGGCCCGGUUCCUAAUGACUUUUUCUUGACGUGUUCAUCACUUCGAGUACUGUCGUUAUCUGGAAACAAUCUUAAUGGUCCGAUUCCUAGUUCACUAUCACAAUGCACCAUCUUAAACCAUCUUAAUCUAUCCAAAAACCGGUUUUCAGGUAACCUACAUGUUGAUUCAGGUCUUUGGUUGUUGACCCGAAUCCGAACAUUGGACCUUUCACACAACGCAUUAACUGGUAGUAUACCGAAAGGUGUGUCGUCUUUGCCUUACUUGAAAGAGCUUUUUCUACAUAUGAAUCAUUUUUCAGGAGGUUUGCCUUCUGAUUUAGGUCUAUGCUCACAUUUGAAGAAGUUGGAUUUAAGCAAUAAUCAAUUCACAGAAUCACUUCCUGUUUCUUUCCAGGGUCUUUCUUCUUUAACUUACUUAAAUCUAGCUAAUAAUAUAUUAACAGGAGACUUUCCAGAUUGGAUUGGAAAGUUAAAUAGUCUGGAAUACUUGGAUGUUUCGGGUAAUGGUCUGACCGGAAUACUCCCAACAUCGAUUGGUGGUUUGGGAUCGCUUACUUACGUGAGUCUUUCGGGUAAUAGUUUAAUAGGGGACAUUCCUAAGUCAUUGAUCUACUCGAGUAACCUAUCGGUGGUUAGGCUAAGAGGGAAUAGGUUCAAUGGUAGCAUACCUGAGGGUUUAUUUGAGCUGGGGUUGAACCAGAUUGAUCUUUCAAGGAACCAACUGACCGGUUCAAUUCCUCCUGGGUCUAGCCGGCUAUUCGAGACUCUUGAAUCUCUGGAUCUAUCUGCAAAUGGGCUUACUGGUGACAUUCCAGCUGAAAUGGGUCUUUUCUCUAAGUUGAGAUACUUGAACUUGUCAUGGAAUAAGUUUGAAACAAGAAUGCCCCUGCAGCUUGGGUAUUUUCAGAAUCUAACUGUGUUGGAUCUACGAUAUGCAGCUUUUCAUGGUUCGAUUCCUGGGGAUAUAUGCAACUCUGGUAGCCUUGAAAUCCUGCAACUUGAUGGCAAUUCUCUGAUAGGGUCAAUACCGGAGGAUAUUGGAAACUGUUCAUCUCUCUACUUGUUGAGCAUGUCUCACAACGACUUGCGGGGAUUUAUCCCAAGAUCAAUAUCACUCCUGAAAAGGCUCAAGAUUCUCAAGUUAGACUCUAAUGAGCUAAGCGGUGAGAUACCACAGGAACUGGGUGAAUUAGAAAAUCUGCUAUCAGUCAACAUAUCCUACAACAGACUACAAGGUAGGCUUCCUGAUAGGGGCAUAUUUCCAAGCUUACAACCAGGUUCUUUAGAGGGUAAUCUGGGUAUUUGCUCGCCCUUUAUCAAAGGACCAUGCAAGAUGGAUGUCCCAAAGCCGUUAGUUCUCGACCCAUACUCGUUUCAGAAUCCAAUGGGAAAUCAUGAAGGAGCCACCAAACCGUCAAAACAUUCCAAGCACCACAAAUUUCUGAGUAUUUCGGCCAUUAUUGCCAUAUUGGCAGCCGUUAUGAUUACCAUUGGUGUCCUUGUGAUAAGCUUACUCAAUAUCUCAGCUAGAAAAAGACUGCAAUUUGUCAGUAAUACCCUUGAAAGCUGCUCAAGCUCAUCUCGCUCAGCACGCCACCUAUCAGUCGGGAAAUUAGUUUGGUUCGAUUCCAAGAUAUCCCCUGGUUGGGUUGUUAAUCCCGAAUCUUUACUAAAUAAGGCAGCUGAGAUUGGGAGGGGAGUUUUUGGGACUGUCUAUAAAGCUUCAUUAGGUGACGAGGGCAGAUAUCUCGCAAUUAAAAAUCUUAUUGUAUCGAACAUGGUCCAAUAUCCCGAAGAGUUCGAUAGAGAGGUCCGGGUUUUAGGAAAAGCAAGACACCCUAAUCUUGUGUCACUAAAAGGGUACUACUGGACUCCUGAGUUACAGCUUUUAGUGACAGAUUAUGUACCAAAUGACAGCUUACAAGCCAUACUCCAUGAAAGGUCAACAAGUCAACCUCUUUCAUGGUCAAAACGGUUUAACAUAUUGCUUGGAACCGCAAAGGGGUUGGCCCACUUGCACCAUUCGUUUCGUCCACCUAUUGUGCACUACAAUAUCAAACCUACCAACAUUCUUCUAGACGAUGAUUUCAAUCCAAAAAUAUCAGAUUUUGGAUUAACAAGAAUUCUAGCAAAACUAGACAAGCAAGUAAUGAGUAACCGGUUUCAGAGUGCAUUAGGUUAUGUAGCUCCAGAGUUGGCUUGCCAGAGCCUACGGGUAAAUGAGAAAUGUGAUGUUUAUGGCUUUGGGGUUUUGAUUCUUGAGAUUGUGACGGGCAGAAGGUCAAUCGAGUAUGGAGACGAUAACGUGUGGAUACUUACUGAAGAAGUAAAGAUAAUGCUAGAAGAAGGAAAUGUUCUAGAUUGUGUUGAUGAGAGCAUGGGGAACUAUCCUGAAGAAGAGGUUUUACCUAUUCUUAAACUGGCAUUAGUGUGCACUUCUCAAGUACCGUCAAGUAGGCCUUCAAUGGCAGAAGUGAUUCAGAUAUUACACGUUAUCAAGACCCCUAUUCCUCACAGGAUGGAAGCUUAUUAAGAGUGUCACAACUUCUUGACUUCAAUGAUGGUUAACUGUAGUAGCUUUUUUCUUUUCUUUUCUUUUCUGAACGGCGUGUAUAAUUGUAGUAGGUAGUUUUCUCGGCAAUCGAUGUUCUCUCA
Molecule: messenger RNA, 3293 nt
Organism: Erigeron canadensis
Lineage: Eukaryota; Viridiplantae; Streptophyta; Magnoliopsida; Asterales; Asteraceae
Product: probably inactive leucine-rich repeat receptor-like protein kinase At3g28040
Exons: 2
Coding region: 175-3171 (998 amino acids)
Biological process (GO): protein phosphorylation
Cellular component (GO): plasma membrane
Molecular function (GO): ATP binding; protein kinase activity; protein binding
Source: RefSeq, a predicted model, not a curated record